GGUGCCUGGAUUUGCGGCGACGCCGUAAAAUUAGCAGUGAACUACACUGCAGGGCUGUUGUAAGAAGCACUUAGAAACAUUUGAUCGCGGCUUGCGAAAUGUGGAACCCGGAAGUCCCACAUCCCCAAACCGGGAUUGUCUUUAUUUCUGUGCUCUAGAGAUCCGGCAUUGCUCGGCGCAGGCGUGUGGCGGGAGGUGAGAAAGACUGGCCCGGCUUGGAGGCGUCGCCGGCUCUCGCGCAGCAAAGUAGAGCCUCUCUGUCAAGGGGCAGUCUACCUCCAGCGACCCAGCUCCUCUGCCCGCCGGGUGGCAUGGAGCUUCCCUGUCUACGGGCAGCCCACCUCUAGUGAGAGGGCUCCUCGUGGCCCCUGAGUGGUUCUCUCGAGUCCUCCCUGCCUCCCUCCCGCCGUUCCCGGCCAUGGCUGCUGCUUCGGAGCAGGAAGCACCAACUGCCGCUGCCUGCUGGGCGGCGGUGCGGGCUCUGCUCCCGAGCACGCGGGCCGGGCUGGGGCUGGGAUCGCUGGGGCUGGGGGCGGAGGGGGCCCGCGUGGUGCUGCUGCUGGAUGCGGCGGCCGCCUUGGUGUACCCGGGCGAUGCGGGCGAGGAGUCUCUGGGCUCGGAGAGAGCCCUCCGAGCCUGCCUGGAGCUGGGCGAGCAGGUCUGCGACUACUCUUGGGAGCGGCUGCACGUGGGGCCAUGGCGGGCAGUGAGCGCGGCGUGGCGGCGGGCGUGGGCGCUGGGCUGCCUCUUCCGCGUGCUGAGCCUGUGCCGGGCACGAGGGGCCAGUCGGGAGGCGCUGCGCCUCUGCGACCUGAGCCUACUGCUCGGCACGCCUGUCCUGGACGACGUCAUGGGCAGGCUCGUCGCCGUCCUCCAGCAGCACCUGCCACCCGAGGAGCCAGCAGAGAGAGCCAGCGCCGGAGCACCCCCGAGGAAGAAAAUCCGGACGGACUUCACCCCUGCUAUAGCCCCAGAAACUGCUGUCCCUCAGCUUCUCUGCCCAUCGCUGGAACAUUUCCGGGACAGUUACCUAACCCCUCAAAAGCCAGUGGUCUUGGAGGGGGUUGUGGACCACUGGCCCUGCCUGAGAAAGUGGAGCGUGAGCUACAUCCGCCAGGUGGCCGGCAGCCGCACAGUCCCUGUGGAGCUUGGAUCGCGCUACACAGAUGAGGAGUGGUCCCAGACCCUCAUGACCGUGGAUGACUUCAUCAGACAGUAUAUUGAGAAUGAGGACCACAAGGGAUACCUUGCUCAGCACCAGCUCUUUGACCAGAUCCCAGAGUUGAAGCUGGAUAUUGGCAUCCCUGACUAUUGCUGCCUGGGUGAAGGAGACGAAGAGGACAUCACUGUCAACGCCUGGUUUGGUCCACCAGGGACUGUCUCCCCUCUGCAUCAGGACCCGCAACAGAACUUCUUAGUCCAGGUAAUGGGACGGAAAUAUGUCCGUCUGUAUUCUCCUCAGGAAUCCGACAACCUUUAUCCACAUGAAGGACACCUCCUUCACAACACCAGUCAGGUGGAUGUGGAAGACCCUGACUUGGUGAAAUUCCCCAACUUCAAAGCAGCUGCAUUUCAAGAGUGCAUCUUGAGCCCUGGAGAAGUUCUGUUCAUCCCAGUUAGCUACUGGCACUAUGUGCGGUCCCUGGACACAAGUUUCUCAGUCAGCUUCUGGUGGUCGUAGCGUCUGCUGGGAGCAGGGGAGGGCUCUUCUGCUCAGGGACUUCAGGCAAGAUGAAGGAAGGAACUGCCAGGAAGCGGCAAGGACUGUGACACAUAGUUCAACUGCUGUGGUUGAGGAUCAAGGGCAUCAAAGACAGUGUUUUCUGAAGGGGCUAAAAUAGUGGCUUGUCCCUCUUUGGGUUUUGUUAAAAAGGGCUCUCUUAACUUUUCUCAGAAGACGACAGAAUACAAAUUAAUAUUUAAA
Messenger RNA from Zootoca vivipara (common lizard), 1924 nucleotides. RefSeq names its product lysine demethylase 8 (putative) (gene KDM8). Gene Ontology annotation, molecular function: histone H3K36 demethylase activity. NCBI's taxonomy places the organism in Eukaryota, Metazoa, Chordata, Lepidosauria, Squamata, Lacertidae. The record is from RefSeq and is a predicted model, not a curated record. Gene Ontology annotation, cellular component: nucleus.